Messenger RNA from Penicillium taxi, 780 nucleotides. Its product is annotated as putative signal sequence-binding GTPase GPN3. The transcript has 2 exons. Gene Ontology annotation, molecular function: ATP hydrolysis activity; GTPase activity. The record is from RefSeq and is a predicted model, not a curated record. Lineage: Eukaryota; Fungi; Ascomycota; Eurotiomycetes; Eurotiales; Aspergillaceae. Bases 1 to 780 code for a protein of 259 amino acids.
AUGUCUAAAUUCGGUGUCAUGGUGAUGGGCCCCGCGGGGGCGGGAAAGACGACAUUCAGUAAUGCUAUUAUCCAGCAUCUGCAGAACACACGCCGAAGCUGCUUCUACAUCAAUCUGGACCCAGCUGCAGAAACAUUCAAUUAUCAACCGGACCUGGAUAUUCGCGAGUUAAUCACCCUGGAAGAUGUGAUGGAAGAGCUGGGCCUAGGUCCUAAUGGAGGCCUGAUCUAUUGUUUCGAGUUUCUGCUCCAGAAUCUGGAAUUCCUGUCCGAAGCUCUCGACCCAUUGAGUGAAGAAUAUCUCAUUAUCUUUGACAUGCCCGGUCAAAUCGAGCUCUACACGCACAUUCCUCUCAUUCCGCAAUUAAUCCAAUACCUUUCUCGUCAAGGACCUCUGAACAUCAACCUCUGCGCGGCCUACCUCCUCUCGAGAGUACCUUCCAAGAUGGACCAGGUGCGCGAUAUGGUUUCGCGCCGCGAAUUUAGAAGAUUUAAAAAUGUGGAUGUGCAGCUGCUGUCGACAGAUGAGGAUGACCCUGCCGUCAGCGCCGACCCAAUGGCUACAGACGCUUUGAUGAGUGGUAGCUCAUUCACUCAGUUGAACCGCGCCGUAGCACAAUUGAUCGAUGACUUCAGCAUGGUCUCAUUCCUGCAGCUAGAUUCUCAGGAUGAAGACAGUGUCUCUGCUAUCUUGAGCCAUAUCGACGAUGCUAUCCAAUAUCACGAAGCCCAAGAGCCGAAAGAGCCCAAGGAUGAGCAGGAAGUGGACUAUGAAGAUUAG